This is a messenger RNA of Psylliodes chrysocephalus, 2879 nucleotides long. The record is from the annotation of a GenBank genome assembly. Lineage: Eukaryota; Metazoa; Arthropoda; Insecta; Coleoptera; Chrysomelidae.
CAUUUCUUGAUAUUGGGUCGAAUCUCAACCACUAAUCCGCGCCUUCCAUUGACGUUCCACCCUUACGGACCAGUCUCCCUUGCAAGCACAUGCUCAAUAUUGAUUUCUUCGAAGGAGGUGCUCACUUUGGUUUGGAGUGACUCUAGUGGAAAAUUUAUUCGGACAGUUCUCUUUUAAAUGCUCUCCUAGUAAUCCCGUGUUUGCCGAAAUUGCGUCUCGUUUAAUUGUGAAAAUGAUCUUCAGUGAUGUUCUGAUAUUACGUGCGAGUUACUGCAGUGAUAAAUAUCGAUUUUGAUUAUUUAAAUGAUUGAAAUCGUUGGAAUAAUACGAGGAUUUUAUUAAUUUGCAAGUUCUUCAAGAUUUUGGUACCAACACUAUUCCAUGAUGUAGUUGCUAUUUAAAAUAAGCCUGCAUUCUAGUGUUAAAAUCUAUGUGCCCAAAAUCGAAAGUGAGAGAUUGCUUCUCAGACAUUUCGACUGAUUCAGAAUAUGUCCACUAAAGCUCCUGAAAUGCCAAAAAACGGACACGAAUUAGCACCACUGAACAACAUGAACGGCCCCGAACCCAAGGGCAAGCAAGGGGUUACUAUCGUGCUUCAAGGUCCUAGGGGCUCGAUCAUCUCUAGGGGUAGUGCGGCCAACGAUGGCGAUCCCGAUAGGGCGGAAUGGUCUGGAAAGUUGCAGUUCUUCCUCUCCAUUAUUGGAUAUUCCGUUGGACUAGGAAAUAUCUGGAGAUUUCCGUAUUUGUGUCAACAAAAUGGCGGAGGUGCUUUCCUGAUACCCUUCGCUAUUAUGCUUAUAAUGGAAGGCAUCCCACUUUUUCUCAUAGAAUUAGGAAUCGGCCAAAAAAUGAGACUGGGUUCUCUCGGCGUGUGGAGUACCAUCCACCCAUGGUUGGGAGGCAUUGGUAUUUCUUCCUGCGUAGUCACGUUCUUCGUAGCCCUGUAUUAUAACGUCAUCAUCACGUGGUGUUUUUAUUAUCUCUUCAACAGUUUUCAGAAUCCUCUCCCGUGGCAAUCGUGUCCUGUGAAUAAUGGUACCGUAGAUAUGGAAUGCGACAAAUCUUCAGCGACAGCGUACUUCUGGUAUCGUGUUACUCUGGAUGCUUCAGCUAAUAUCGAAGAUCCAGGAAUGCCAAGAUGGUGGAUCGUUUUAUGUCUGCUUCUCUCAUGGAUUGUGGUUUACUUUAUUGUAAUGAGAGGUAUCCAGAGCUCAGGAAAGGUUGUAUAUUUCACCUCACUGUUUCCAUAUGUUGUCCUGACCAUAUUUUUCGUAAGAGGUAUCACGCUUAAAGGUGCCAGUGCAGGAUUAGCUCAUAUGUUAACACCAAAGGUGGAAAAACUUCUGCAACCUAAAGUGUGGUUAGACGCAGCAACCCAAGUAUUUUACUCAUUUGGAUUGGCCUUUGGUUCUUUAAUAGCGUUUGGAUCAUACAACACCCCCAAAAAUAAUUGCGUGAGGGACGUAAUUUUGGUUUCAAUUUGCAAUGCAGUUACUGCCAUAUACGCAAGUGUUGUGAUAUUCGCCAUCCUCGGUUUCAAAGCAGUUUCUAAUGUUGACAAAUGCCUGACUGACAACAAACUUCUACUAAUGGCACACGGAUUUUUAAAUAAAGAAUUAUCGACUGAAAAUAUAUCAGAAGAAGCCUAUCAAAAUGCGUUAAUACAUGCAAAUAAUACAUUCAACAUUACAGAGUGUUCGUUAGCAAGAGAAUUAGAUGCGGCUGCCGAAGGUACAGGUCUGGCUUUCAUUGUAUUCACGCAGGCUAUCGUCGAACUACCUGGAGCUCCAUUUUGGGCCAUAAUUUUUUUCAUGAUGCUUCUGGCUUUAGGUAUCGGAUCGCAGAUCGGAAUGAUGGAAGGAAUGCUGUGCACAGUGUUUGACAUUGAAAUAUUCAAAAGGAUUAGCAAACAGUAUGUCACAGCCAUACUAUGCCUAGUCUGCUUCUGCGUUGGAAUGAUCUUCACUACAGGAGCAGGGGAGUACUGGCUCAGUCUAUUUGAUUCGUUCGCCGGUACCGUUGGCCUGGUAGUAGUGGCUUGUAUGGAAAUGAUAGCUGUCAUCUACGUAUACGGCCACGAAAAGUUCACCAAAGAUAUUUACGAGAUGACCGGAUUCAAACCAGGACUAUACUGGCAGUUGACUUGGAGAUACUUCGCACCUGUCAUCAUGGUGGUGAUUCUUUUUUCGUCUAUAGUACAAAUGUUUAUCGAGAGUCCGAAGUACCAAGCUUGGAGUAGAGAGGAGGGCGAUGUCAAACCAACUCCUUAUCCUCCAUGGGUUAUGAGCAUCGCAAUCUCCAUGAUCCUAGCAGGAGUUUUACCCAUUCCGGUUGUCUUCUUGCUCAGGAGGUACCAGAUCUUGAAACUUGAUGUUAAUAUCCAUGAAGGAUCAAUCAGGAGAAUAGAUACAACAGUGUCAACAAAAGAAAUGAUCACCGACGUUGAUGAGCAAUUAACUAGUCCAGAAGGACCCUGUCGUACAACUGCGAACACGCUCAAAAAUAAAUUUACUAUUGGGGAUUUCGAAGUAUAGAUACGAUGACGAAGACGAGGACGGAUUAAGACCAUACCACGAUUCGGAUUCAUCAGAUGAUAACGGACCCCAACUCAACAAUUCCUUUGGUCGAAAAAUCCACAUUGAGCUUUAGAUUAUAAUAAUUUUUAAGGAUGUUUUUGAGUACAAUUAAUUGUUGUUGGUAGUUCGUUACACAGGCUGUUUAUUAACAGGGUACACACACAUACACACACAUACCUACCUUAUCGAGAUAAAGUAAAUUUAGUAAAAACUUUAAAAAAUGACGCUUAAAUUGCUUUCAAAUAGACGUUUGUUAAUAAAUUGUAACUAUCUAGUUAUUAGAUAAUGUCAAAAGUACUGUUG